AUGAAGGCAUCUGGGAGCAGUACUGGCAGCGCCGUGGCCACGACCCUCGGCUUGACCUUUGCCGCGCUUGGCACCGAGGCUGAUGGAAGCAUCUGUAACCCUGCCGGCAAAGCGAGUCUGGUCGGCCUCAAGCCAACGACGGGACUGGUCUCGCGCGAUGGUGUCAUCCCCGCUUCAAACCGUCUCGACACCGUUGGCCUCUUCACCCGCAGAGUCAGAGACUCAGCUGCCAUUCUCAGUGUUAUUGCCGGCAAAAGCGACCGUGACUCGCGCACGCAAGAUAUCCCCUUCGACACAAUCCCCAACUAUGUCGCGGCUUGCAGCUCUACGGACCUCGGAGGAAUUCGUAUUGGCAUUCCGAGGCAGUCUAUCGGCUCCGUAGAGCCGGCCGAAACCGAAGCCUUUGAGAAGGCCAUCCAGGAGCUGAAAUCUGCUGGAGCGGAAAUUGUCGAUGAUGUGAAGCUAACUGCCGCCGACGAGUGGGAGUCGUAUUCUUCCCACGACAGAAUGUCAGUCACAAUCGCCGAUCUGGCGGAAAGCCUCGAAAAGUACUUUGCAACAUUGGAGACAAACCCCAAUGGUCUACACUCCCUCAAAGAUCUCAUCGACUACACAAGGAACACACCAGAGGAAGAUUUUGCUCACUACAACACGGCAACCUUUGAAAUGGCACUGGACCAUGAUCACUACGCUUCUGACAAAUUUGCGAAAUUGGACAAGCUGCGAGAGUUUAUCACAGCGGGGGGUGGACUUGGGGCAGCAUUGAACAGAGAAAACCUCGACGUCCUGGUGGUUCCCACAGCAGCUUCCACGCCAGUGACAUUUGCAAGCCUGGAGGGCUCUCCCCUCAUCACCGUCCCUCUAGGCUUCCAUGGCCCGGAUACUCCCGUGGUGAAGGAAAAGAAAGGCGAUCUAUACAAUACUAACUACGUAUUCUUGUUUGCUCUAUACAGUUUCCCGAUAUGCUUCCUCGGAAGACGGUUUGCCGAGGAGAAGCUCUUGCAAAUCGCCUAUGCGUUUGAGCUCAUUCACAACCCCGGCAAGGGGGAGAUGUACAAACUGCCCGAGUCGGACCUCAAGACAACGAUCGGGAGGAUACCUAAUCAAGGAGCAAGCACGUCCAGUAGGUCCGAUUCGCCAUCACCUCUGCUAUUUGAGUUGUUUGCCGGGCUUGAUGAGCUCCGGGAAGCCUUGAGCGACCGAGUUACCGAGACAAGUGACGCACAACUUGCGUACUGCUCUCGUCAUCUGCGACAUCUUUUGAGCAGUUCCCAGUUCCAGAGAAGGCUAUUUGUCGAUACUCCCGACCGGACGGAACCAUACACUACCGAGCUUUCGGCAAUCGCAAAUGUGGCCAAAACCAUAUCUCAACAUGUACAUUCGACUUUUGGCGAAGUCGUUGGGACCAUGAGGAGUAAUGGAGGACUACCACAAAAUGAAUCAGGAGACCCUCGUUUCAAUGCAGAAGCAAUCCAACUGAUCUUUCUUUUCGUCGGGUGGAUUACUUGCCUUUACAAUCCAAUCGUGGAUGGCCUCCCGGAUCGGCUGACAGUGAAACAAGAAAGCAAAUCCCUCUUCGAACAACCGCAGCAACCUCUAGAUGGGAAAAAGCAUCUCAGUCUGUUCAUCCAUGAUUUUGGCAUGGUUCUUUUCAAGAAAGUACACGGACCGGACCUGUCAACUUUGUCAUCGUCUGACGAUGUCAUUCAGGUUUCCAUUCUCAACGCAGCUCACCUGAGACAAGUUCGCAAGUUGAGAAUUGAGUGGACACGAUCCAUUGGUACCCAUCUCGAGCUUGACACGUCGGCAAAUUGCCUCAAGCUUUUCUGCCUAACUUCCAUUCCACAUUUGCAGUUCCGGAAUCCUUCCUCGCCGCUUUGCCAAUUCAUCUCAACUUUUUAUGAUGACCAUACCCGACCAGACGGGUUCACUACCCAGGGACUUGUUGAUGAGAUCAUGCUCAGCUAUGAAAUCAUCUUCCAGAACAAUUCUGGCGCAAAGAAGGUCUAUCGAAAGCAGAGAAAAACGAUUAGGAAGCAGCACGGGGAAGAUAUUGACCCAUUACUGGACGAACAGUGCGGGUUCAGUCUGUCCAGUCGCAAUUCCAACGCCGUAGACAAGUCCAAGAACCGACAGCAAACCUUCCGAAAGGUCGAAUUUCCCAUUCUAGGCGAUCGCCUUAUGGAAUUGCAGGCAUUUGCUCGACAAGAGCCCGCCAACAAGUUCUGGCGUAUCAUCAGAGACAAGAGCGAUACGAAGGAGUGGUACCAGUUCAUUGUCGUGGUCAUUUUCGGAUCUGUUGCCUUACUUUUGGCGGUCACAAACACCGGCCUGGCUAUCGCCCAGCUUGUCUUUGCGAUCAAGACUUAUAAUCUUGAGAAGUCGGGAUCCAACAACCGAUACGCCGCGGCCUGUAGUCACAUACUCAGUCCCCCCAAAAUUCAAAGCGAAGACCAACUCAACCCUGAACCCUCCUCAGUGCCAGUCAAGAUGGUUGACGAGUUUAUGCUAUACACUUCGGUGCGCUAUGACCCAGCCCUACUAGAAGUUCCGGACCAUCCUGAAUAUGCCUAUGCCGGAUGGAAUUUCGAGAACCGGUCCGCAAUCUACAUGUUGGACUUUCAUCGCGACCGUAUGGCCCGAGCCGCAGAGAAUUGGGGGUGGGGUCAGGCUAUAGAAGCAGUUACAGGGGAGGCCGGACUCCGCCGACUAGAGGCGGAUAUCGAAGAGGAAGUCGCAAGAAGGUCACCAGGAGCAGGUGGUGCUGUGAGGCUAAGAGUUCACCUAACAAAGGCUGGCCAGCUGAGAUAUACAGUUUUGGACACAUUGCCAGGCCCACUCGAGCGACUAUUGCCUAUGAAGCUUCCUGUCCCUGGCCACCAUAGCUCAACAGCCGGCUCAGGACUGCCUCCAAAGACUCCAGGGCUUGCGGUUAGACUAGACCCCUCAACAACCUCAAGCUCUAUGUGGACACAUUUCAAGACGACCUUCAGAAGGAUGUAUGAUGCUGCUCGUGAGCGUUGCCAUAUCAGAGAAGGCGAAGAUGCUGAAGUAUUACUCGUCAGUGAUGUGGAUGGCUCCGUUAUGGAAGCAAGUCGAGCUACGCCGUACUUCUAUCGCGACGGCAGAUGGGUCACGCCUCCAGUCUGGGCUCAACCCUCGACGACCGCAGGGAGCGGAGGCCAGGAUGGAACUACUAGAAGAUGGGCUUUGGACCGGGGCUUGGCUGUUAAAAGACCGUCCUUGCGGGUUCUCUAG
Thyridium curvatum is the source of this 3258-nucleotide messenger RNA. RefSeq lists its product as uncharacterized. Gene Ontology annotation, molecular function: catalytic activity. The coding region runs from base 1 to 3258 and encodes 1085 amino acids. NCBI's taxonomy places the organism in Eukaryota, Fungi, Ascomycota, Sordariomycetes, Thyridiales, Thyridiaceae. The transcript is spliced from 7 exons. The record is from RefSeq and is a predicted model, not a curated record.